AUGUUCGUCCCCAAAACAGCAGCCGCAUCGCGCAACCCUCGCAGACGCCAGAGGACUAGCUCCGAUGAAUCCGUCAAGCCGCCAAAGGCGAAAAGACAGCGCUCAGUGCUGCGCCAAGCUGGCGACUCUCAAGCCACGAGCUUGAACCAGGACCAGCGCGAAGUCGCAGAGCCGUCUAUCUCUGUUCCGCCCUCUGAUCACGAGGUGGUUACCACCGCAAUUGGUCCUGAGUCGCAUCUUCCAAUUCGGAGCGCAAAGCAGGCUGAACGGCCUAGUGCCGAUGCUGAAGGGACGGUCGUACUGUCAAGCACUGAUUACUACACCGUCGAUCAACUUCCCGCUUUACCGGAUCAAAUUCGAGGAUCACUUUCAGAGAAAACAGACUCCCUCAGAUGUUUUUUCGCACCGAGUCAUCAGUACGCACUCGCCUUGACACCUUCACACGCAAUCAUAUGGCCAUAUUCCGUGACUACGUCGACUCCUUCAGCCUCGGAAACGUUCACGGUCUCGAUUCCCGAGACAUGUAGGGAUACACAUGGUGCAGUUCCGCUCGGCGUCCUGCUGUCCACUGCCACAGGGGGACAUCCUGGCCUUCUCAUUAUCAUCCCUUCCACAGGAAAAAUCAUUUACUGGGAGACGGUUUCGAGCGCAGCAUCACUAGGACUGUCCCGGCAAAAACAGAAUGGAAUUCAAGGAUCGACGCCCGGUCUCCUUUCCGGCGAAUACGCCACGGAGAUCAUGAAUUGUGAGCCCUCGGGGACCAUCAUCGUCUUUUCCUCCGGGCGAGUGGCACAUGUCACUCUAAGAAAUCCUCAAGGAAAGCCCUCCGUACUGGUGAAUUUCCUUAGCACGUCGAUCAGCGGUGGGGCCGGAGGAUUCCUUGGUGGAAUCAAAAGUGUUCUGGGUGGCGGUUCUUGGAGGAAAGAAGUUACUGCAGUUCAAGCAGGUGGAUCACGCCAGCGAGGUCAGCGAGAUGUGAUAGUUGCCACUUCCGCUGGUCAGGUGGAAAUAUGGGAUACACAUUGGAAUCACGGAAAUGCGCUGAAGAAAAAGUUCGAUGUCAGAGGGGACAUUGCCGCAUCCAUUCUUCAUGACUCCAUCAAGCCAGUUGGGGAGGCGGACCUGAAAAUUCUGGAUUUCGCAUUCUCGGAACAGCAAUCUCCAGAUGAAGAUGACUCCCAAGUAUCUGAGGAGUCCUGGCGGCUUUUUAUGAUUGUCAGCACCCCACAGCUGCUGGAGUCCAAAACACUAUUCGUCGUCCAGGUCCUCUUAUCUGGAACUGGCGCACGUAUCCUUUCUACUCAUGCGGUGGAUAUCCAUACCAUCUCCGCCGUGCGGAGCGACUUGAAGCCCAAAAUACUGGUUCCAAAGGGGGAGACUACUGCGUUUGUCCUUAUUGGGCAAUCUCUUGUCGUACUGUCUCUUACAAGCAUCGAGGAGACCCCAACGUCCCAACUACUUCUGGACUCUCACAGAAUGCCUCUGCCUUUCCAGGAUAUCAUCCAUCUUAGGUCAGGCAAAGACUAUGAAAUUCUGGGAUAUAGCUCAGAGGGCCAAUUUGAUGAUGAGAGCGGCACAUCAUGCGUGAUGAUGGUUCGAAAUUUUGGCGUCGUACGAGUGAAUGUGGUUCCUCAGUUCCCGUCGGCGCUUGAUGCGGAUGAGGGCCAAGUCACUGCGAAACACAAGCUCGAGCAGGCAAUUUUCUUCGGGACCAUGGCACAGAAUCCCUUGAACUUGCUCGGGGAUAGUGACCUCGAUUUUCCGGCGACUGAAAUCGAGCAAGCGUCUUUGGAAAUCUGUAGGGAGCUUCUUCGAUCGGAUUCCCGCUUCGUUCCUACCUCUGCCAUAUCCAUAGACCAGAGCCUGAGGCUGAGGGCUAAAGCCCUCGGGGAUCUUGCGGCGUUGUUGUUGCGCAAAGGAAACCCGCUCAGCCGCCCAGCAAGGUGGGAACUGCUGUGGGGAGCAGAAAAACUCGCUGCGCAACGAGCUAUGUGGAAGCUAGAAGAGGCACGCAGAAGCAAAGGCGAGGACGCCUUCCUUGGCCAUGUCAUCGAAUCUAUGAACGACAAAUUCAAGACGCUCCCUGACCCCUCGCAUGGGGACGCUGAUUCAGUGCGUCUGUGGUUCAUGAAGGACACGCAUCACAUGGAACAUGUGAUUCCCUGGAUCAAGAACGCCAUCAAACCUCGGAGGGGAAAUUCUUCAAAGCAGGCACGGAAGCUGUCCGAGCAGAUUUUAGAGGCAAGCGAGCUCUUCCUAGCUAUCAUCGAAACAGCUUAUCGGUAUCGUGACGAGCACGCAUCCGUGUACGGAUUGGGCAGUGACUUCGUGGAAGAUGGCGUCCUAGCUGAUGGGUACGAGAAUCUUCCCGAGUUUUGGACCUCUCGUGCGGUCGGAUACACCGAGGCGGGCCAUUUACUUGACUGGGAGCUAGACAGUUGUCGGGCAUGGAUCCAACAAAAGACCUCUAGUGCAGACGCCCCCGAUGGUCAGGUCUUGAAGAAGAUUGCCGAAAACAGUGCCCGCCAUCUCCGAGUCCUCGGCCAGAUGCACCGUGAACGAACACGCUGGUUGAGUGCACAAGGCGAUUCCAAGCUAGCAGACGAAUGUGCUGCGAUUGAACAGGCUCACGUGAAGGAACGCAAAUGGCAACUAUUCAAGUUAGCGGGCAUCGGCCAUCUUCGUGAUGCUUUGAGCCUAGCGGAGCGCUUCCGAGACAUGGGGGCCCUCGUCGAACUCAUCAUUGAACUCCAGGACCAAGUGAAAACCCAGGCAGGCCCAGAACCCUUGGUGGAUGCUCCUGUCAUGGCCGCAAGCGAAGCUGAUGUCGCGCAUCGAGUUUCUCAAUAUUUUGAUAGAUUCGGCGAGCCUUGGGCGGAUGCAUACUUCUCACGCCAGAUUUCAAUGGGCCAUCCCGGCGCCUUGCUCUCCAUGCGCAAGUAUCAAACGUCCGUUACUCGGUUCCUCCGGAAAACACCUACCUAUUCCAAAUUGAGCUGGAUCAACGACGUGACAGGCGAGGAGGACUAUGAAACUGCUGCUGUGUGUCUGGAAGGUUUGGCGCUUGGUGGUGAAGAAGAACUAUGGAGUCAUCGAGUACAAUUAUCGUUGGCAAAACUGAGCAAUCUAGCCUCGAGCGAGAAAAAGCAACUGCGAGACCGUCCCUCAUCCUUACAGAAGGAUAUCAAACGGCUGGAUGAUUGCAAUGAGGUCGAUGAAAUUCAGGACUCUCUUCAUAACUAUGUGAAGUCAUUCUGUGAGGAUGCGAUCGAUCGGAGGGCUGCAGCUGACCUCGCACUGGGCUAUUUUGGUGGACAUCUCGCGGCAGAUCGUCCCUCACUCUACAAAAUUUUGGAUGAUGCGCUUUUCACCCUGUUCAACAGACACGUUGUCGGUGUUGAUGCUUUGAUAGAUCUACUCACGCUCAUGGGUCCGUUGCACCACAAUGAUGACAUUGAAAGUGAUUUUGGGGGGCGGGAAUUUUUCCUAGCCCUUCGAGUCCUUGAUCACAGUCGCUACGGCGAGCGGGAUACAUCAUACAUGUCAGCAUUGCGAAAGUUAAUCUGGCGACGUUGCUUAAUCAAGGAUGACUGGGAAGCUCGGGGAAAGGCCGCCGAGGGUUCCAAUGGAACGUCGGACGAGUCUACACGCGACACUGCUCUAUAUCGUACACUGUCUCUCUGUCUCUCUGCCACUUGCAGACCCAGUCUCAAGUCUCUGGUCGUGCCUCUUGCUCCGACAGAGGCGCUGAUGGCUGAUUCUGAAUCCGAAAUUCUCGUAUCACGCUUUCGUCCCGAGCAACAGGCGCGGGUGACUGCUGACUUAAAGCGGGAAGACGAUAUGCUACGUCAGUUCAUCGAAACUGGCAAACUUGACUUUUGGUUUCACAAUCUCGUUGCCUCCGUCAAGACUGAAUCGGCAUCGGAUGCGAUGGCAGAUGGCAACGGUGCAAAGGCCCAAUCCUCCCCGUCCACGGACUCCAAGGCACGGUUGACGUGGGUUUGA
This is a messenger RNA of Penicillium cataractarum, 4005 nucleotides long. RefSeq names its product putative nuclear pore complex subunit Nup133. The record is from RefSeq and is a predicted model, not a curated record. Gene Ontology annotation, biological process: transcription-dependent tethering of RNA polymerase II gene DNA at nuclear periphery; protein import into nucleus; poly(A)+ mRNA export from nucleus. Gene Ontology annotation, cellular component: nuclear pore outer ring. Bases 1 to 4005 code for a protein of 1334 amino acids. NCBI's taxonomy places the organism in Eukaryota, Fungi, Ascomycota, Eurotiomycetes, Eurotiales, Aspergillaceae. The transcript has 4 exons. Gene Ontology annotation, molecular function: structural constituent of nuclear pore; protein binding.